AUGGAUGGGACCUGCGCUCUUCAGGACACAUCGCAGCUGCAGGAUUUUGUGCCUUGGCCUUCUCUUUGGCUGAAAAAGCACCUUUCUUCCAGAGGGCAGAGGAAUGGUUUGACUCUCAUACAGCACUACUUCCGUGCAGAAUUUGGACCGUCAACAAAGGUGAUCUUCGAGCAGAGCAGCUCCGCAGGAAGUUUCUUUCGGCGUUUUCCGGUGCAUCGCAUGCUGAUCAGCGGCUUGGCUGACGGCCUCAACAAGCGCCACACGCGCAGCACUUCGCCGGAGUUUCGCAUGCGACAUGACUGGAACUCGCUGUUGGGCACAGAUACUCUGGGCAUAGCUCCCAUGACGGCCAGGACCAGGGAACUGUACCCGCAGGCAGAUGUCUUGGCGAAGUACCUUGAAGACUAUGCCCAGCAUUUGUUGCAGUACAUCGAGUUCAACGUCCAGGUGUUACGCCUCUCCCGAAAAAAUGGCGAGUUCCAUCUGGAGCUCCGCCCUGCCGACGGCGCAUCGACGCAGCGCUGCGGCCGGGUGGUGCUGGCGCAGGGCUUGCGACCGCAUCGACCCCAGGGCUUCGUUGGUGCCGAGCUCUUGACGGGCUAUGAGGACCUGGACUCCAGCGAUGCCUAUGAGAACCGUUCGGUGCUGGUUUGGGGCUUCGGCAACGCGGCGCACGAGACGGCGCGGGAGAUGCAAAAAUUUACCCAGGACAUCACGCUGCUGCACCGCACCAGCCGCGCCGGCGAAGUCUUCGCCGGCUCCGGGGCCUCCGGGGGCUCCGGCUCCGGGCUGCCGCGCUUCGCCUUCUUCACCCAUUACCCCGGCGACGUGAGGAAAAUGGACACUGAAAUCCUGCUAUGCUUGGAACUUUACUAUGGAACUUCACUGGUUCAACAUGGUUCAACAUGCUUCAACCUCUAUGAUGGAAGAUGUCCGCACUUUGGCUGUGAGACUGCUGUUUGCACUAUACUGGUAUUGCUGAAAAUGCUGGCGAGUGGCCAGAUUUGGAUCAGGACAGUCACAAUGCAAAUCUACGACUCCUAUCUGCUGAAGGCUUUAGAUGUGAAGUUGCCAUACUCCGAGGACAGCAGCACUUGGUCAGUUGGUCACUGUGAUGCCGAUGUCGCCAUUGCCAUGGAGGAUGAGGAGCCCGUCUUUCUUCCCUGCGGCAACCAGAUUUGCGUCUGGGUCUCCAAGAGCAAUCGCUGUGCGGGCGCAGGUGUCAAUGGGCAGAUCCUGCCCAUGCGCUGGGUGGGCGCCGAGCAGCCCCGCGAAUGCGUGGUGGAGGUGGGGCCUUUGCCAUCGCGGGAAGAGCGGCAACUCCGGAGGCGCUUGGCGACAGCCACGGAGGGCCAGGACUUCCAGUGGCGCGGCGAUGUGCUGCGCUCUGCCCGGGCCAAUGAGGCCUUACUGGAGCGGCUCCGUGUCCUGGGAUUCGGAAGCCUGGAGGAGUAUCAGAUGCUUCGUGAGCGUGAAGGCCUCGCAUUGCCCAGUGCCAUGGAGAACUGGCACAGGGCCAAGCGUUUGGAGGUCUCAACAGCCUUCCUACAGCGAGACCCAGCACUUCUGCAACUGCUGGCCAGGUUACGACCCCGCCUGGGCACCGAACCCUUGCGUCAUCCCGUGGACCUGGCUGUGCGCUGCUUGGGCUGGCGCGCCAGGCUGGUGGAGGGCAGCAACGCCACAGGCAAAUACCCCAAGAUCGAUGUCUCCUACCAGUCACUGGAGCUGCCCGGCCUUUACUUUGCAGGUGCUGCAGCACAUGGACGGGACUACCGCCGUUCCGCCGGUGGCUUUAUCCAUGGCUUCAGGUACACUGCACGAGCUCUGUACCGAAUCCUUCGGCAACCUUUCGCUGGCUGGCCGAACCAAAGUUUUACCGGUGCUCAAUGGAAGCAGCAGGUGUUGCGACGAAUCAAUGAAGCUGCAGGUCCCUACCAGAUGUUUGGCGAACUGGUGGAUGUCGUUCUCUUCUCAGCUGGUGAAUUGUUGUACUUAGAAGAGCUCCCUGUGGCCUAUGCCCAGCAACACUGGAGGGACCAACCGCGGCUGCAGCUGAGCUUCGUCUACGGCCGCCGCUUCAGCGCCGUGGAUCUGCCGAGUCCUGGGGCCGUGGGUCCCGAGCUGGGCGAACUCUCGGCGUUUCUGCAUCCGCGGCUCGAGUUCUUUGGCCCCUGUGGAGAUUAUGGGCACUGCGCGCCCAACCUGUCGCAUGCGCUGGUGGAAGACGUCUACACCGAUUGGCGCUCCAUGCUGGGACAUGUGGAUCCACUCUUCCAUUUUCUGGAGGUCUGUGCUCAAAGGGCAUCUCAGUGGCUACGAGGUUGA
Molecule: messenger RNA, 2328 nt
Organism: Cladocopium goreaui
Lineage: Eukaryota; Dinophyceae; Suessiales; Symbiodiniaceae
Source: the annotation of a GenBank genome assembly